Molecule: messenger RNA, 1545 nt
Organism: Cajanus cajan (pigeon pea)
Lineage: Eukaryota; Viridiplantae; Streptophyta; Magnoliopsida; Fabales; Fabaceae
Product: iron-sulfur assembly protein IscA-like 1, mitochondrial
Biological process (GO): iron-sulfur cluster assembly
Cellular component (GO): mitochondrion; cytoplasm
Molecular function (GO): 2 iron, 2 sulfur cluster binding
Source: RefSeq, a predicted model, not a curated record
GGCCACGCGCCAAUCCUGAAAAACAGGAAAUGCUUUAAAUGACGAAAAUUACCGCAAAGGGACACGGAUAGUUCAUCUUCAAUGGCUUCUAAGGCAAUGAGCGUCGCAGCGGAGAAGAUAGGGGCGGCGGCCCGACGCCAGGCAGUGACGUUGACGGACGCCGCCGCCUCACGAAUACGCCACUUGCUACAGCAGCGCCAGAGGCCCUUCCUGAAGCUCGGAGUCAAGGCUCGCGGCUGCAACGGCUUAUCCUACACCCUUAAUUACGCAGAUGAAAAAGGGAAGUUUGAUGAGUUGAUUGAGGAUAAGGGUGUUAAGAUAUUGAUUGAUCCAAAGGCCCUUAUGCAUGUCAUUGGAACUAAAAUGGAUUUUGUAGAUGACAAACUGAGAAGAUUUGUGCGGGGGAGUAGGCUGUGCGUAUGAAAGGAGAUAUGCAAGAGAGGAAUUUUAGGAAACAGGAAGUGCUCUUCCCUCACUAUGGGGAAGAUGCAAUAGGAAAAGUUUGUUAGAAGUCAGUGGAAUGUCUGAAACAACAAGGAUAGCUGUCACAUGUUUAGUGGAGAAGGGAAUUGUGGUACUACUGUACGUGUAUGGGGAGAAAGGGGUGGGGAAAGGAACAGAGGUAGGUAGGCAAAAAUUUAGUAUGGCAGAAAGUUUCAAAAGGGGUGGGAUAUUCUUUAAUCUGUAUGACUACAGAUUACAGAAUUUCCUUGUUAUGUUUUUUUCUUUUCAUGCAUUUUCUUUGUGAUUCUCACAGAUACCUCUGCACUUAUGGAACUUGGUCUCUAUAAUUUCCAUUCUAAUUCAGUUUGGUUUCAUAGAAGAAUUUCCAUUGUUAUGUUCUUUCUUUUUGAGUAUAUUCUUUGUGAUUUCAGUUUCUGUAGAGGGCUAUCUCUGCUUGUAAUCCUUUAUUUCUACUCUAAUUCCUAGUCCCUUUUCUUAAUUUAAUCCUUUCUUUGAACAUUUUUUCCUUUUGGUAAAUUGAAUCUACACACGAUGUCAUUAUUACAAUAUAUAAAUAAAUACCGAAGAUCCAUAGAAUUGGAGCACAUGCAUAUAAAUAUAUUAAGCUUCGGAACAUAUUACUUUGAAUAAGCUCUCUUCAUUGGAAUGUUACCAACUUAAAGCUUCCAUUUAGGAAUUGCGUAUUUGGGUAUUGAUCUGGUUGUGACAGAAAAUAUAUACCACCCCCUCACCCUGAAUUAAUUUGUGCUUUUGGAGCAGUCAAUUAUUUUCCAAAUCCCAAAUGUCUUGUCAGGAUGAGCAUAUGACUAAUUGACUAUACGUAAUUAUCCAUCAGGAAGCUUUUGAUGAAAUGUGGUAGGAUUGUGUUGCAUGUUAUACUUCGAUUUGGGGAUGAUUAGUGAUUUUUCCUGUCUCAAAUAUAUCAUAUAUGUGGGUAAAAUGUCUGCAUAACUGAGAGAAGAUUUUGAUGAAAUGGCAUGGAAAUUACUGUACAAUAAUUGUGUUGUGGUCGUUUCUGUUACAUGGUUCAACUGUUUUCUUUCUUUUUUUCUAAUGUGAGCUACUAUUUUUUUCUUCUUC